GCGCCCUCAAUUUCGCUUCUUCAUUCGAACACCUAUCAACCAUGUACAACCCACGCGUUGGCGAUCGGCUCUCCAGCCUCGACACCCCUUCCAUGAUAGUCGACCUCGACCUAAUGGAAGCCAACAUCCAAAAACUCUUCGCCAGCCUCCUUCCCACGGGACUCCACAUCCGUCCGCACCUCAAGACCACCAAAAGCGCCGUGCUGGCCCGGAAGCUCGUCGCCGCCGGAGCCAAGGGCUGCUGCGUGGCCAAGGUCUCGGAGGCCGAGGCCAUCACGGCGGCCGGCUUCGACGACAUUCUAAUCACGUGUGAAAUAAUUGGGGCCCCCAAGGUCCAGCGACUGGUGGAAUUGGUGAAAAAGCAUCCGGGCAAGAUCCGCAUUGUGGUGGACAGCGCGGUAGGGGCUACCGCCAUCAACGAGGCGCUGGCACGGGCGGGAGGCGUCGACCCUCCGCUGGCGGUCUUGAUUGAUGUGGAUGUCGGGCUACAUCGCACUGGGGUGGUGGAUAUGGAGGCGGCGCUGGCACUCGCGCGACACCUGGCCGGGUUGAAGCAUCUCAAGUUGAUCGGUGUACAGGGGUACGAGGGACAUGUGCAGCAUCUGCACAGUUGGGAGGAGCGUCGGAGGGAGUGCUUGGCUUCGAUGGCCAUUCUGACCGGUACGGCUGAAGGCCUGCGGAAGGAGGGCUUUCAGAUUGACGUGGUGACCGGUGGGGGAACGGGAACAGUGGAGUUCUGUGCUUCAGUGCCGGGAGUGACGGAGUUGCAGCCGGGAUCAUUCAUUUUCAUGGAUACCGACUAUCGAAAUGCGGUGGGGAGGUUUUACUCGAACAGUUUGACAGUGAUGUCGACGGUAGUGAGUCGGCAGGGGGAGAGGCAGGUCACUAUCGAUGCGGGCCUGAAGUCGUUGACCACUGAUAGCGGGUUGGCGGAGUGUAAGGAUGCGAGAUACUCGCAUCAGAAUCUGGGAGAUGAGCAUGGUGCGCUGAGCUGGGAGGCUGGCACCCCGGCCUUGGAAAUCGGAGACAGAGUUGAGAUGAUUCCGAGCCAUAUCGAUCCCACGAUCAACUUGCACGAUUUCUAUUAUGCGCACCGGAAUGGGGUCGUCGAGGAGAUCUGGGCGGUGGACUCUAGAGGAAAGGUUCAAUAGAUAGCAUUAUUUGGGAGAUCAGCCCAGUCAAGCGACACGCGCAAAUAUCACAC
Messenger RNA from Aspergillus homomorphus CBS 101889, 1204 nucleotides. Its product is annotated as DSD1 family PLP-dependent enzyme. The transcript has a single exon. The record is from RefSeq and is a predicted model, not a curated record. Lineage: Eukaryota; Fungi; Ascomycota; Eurotiomycetes; Eurotiales; Aspergillaceae. Gene Ontology annotation, molecular function: D-serine ammonia-lyase activity. The coding region runs from base 42 to 1151 and encodes 369 amino acids. Gene Ontology annotation, biological process: D-serine catabolic process.